This is a messenger RNA of Danaus chrysippus (African queen), 465 nucleotides long. Lineage: Eukaryota; Metazoa; Arthropoda; Insecta; Lepidoptera; Nymphalidae. The record is from the annotation of a GenBank genome assembly.
AUGGUACAAGAGGAUUUUUUUCACAUGGUGGACAUGACACUUGUCAAUGCUUGGUUGUUAUGGCGCCGAAUCAAUGCUGACUCAUACAUGCCACUUUAUGAUUUCAAACUGGCCGUUUCCGAACAUUUGCGUAAAGCAGGAAAAGCAGUUAUGACCAAGAAACGUGGUCGUCCAUCGAGCAUUGUUGGAACUCCGACAUCCAGCCGGGGUGGCACUCCCUCCCGUAUUCCUGAAUCUCCAGUUCCCGCAAAAAAGACACGAAAAACGCCAGCUAGGCAUCAAGACUUGCCUUUGGCGUCCGUGCGUACCGAUGGGAUUAGCCAUUUUCCGAUUUGGAAGAAGAAUGCCCGACAAAUAUGCCAAAAUUGUUCUAAAUUUCGUUCUUUUACUUUAUGUGAAAAAUGUAAUGUUUAUUUGUGCUAUAAUGACAAACGCAACUGUUACAAAGAAUUUCACGAGGAAUAA